CUCUUAGAGACAGUGCGGUGCUCUGACAGAGGCCCUUGGAGUCGCAUCUAUGCGAGGAAUUACAGUAACCCGGUAGUCAGUGAUGAGUCAGAGUGCGUGGUGCUGAUGCUGCUGCCAUUUCAUCACCUCUGAGCGCUGCAUCCAUCCCUCUGCUCUCGCGGUGCCUGGGCCUACCUCGCCUUGGGCUCCUUGGCCAGCGAUGUGAUUUCGACCGAGCUAGAUCUCUGAGGGACGUUUCCUCCUGCUGCCCCUGGCCCAGGUGAAGGAAACCUGUCGAGCUGCGGCCAUGGAGGCCAUCUGGCUGUACCAGUUCCGGCUCAUUGUCAUCGGGGAUUCCACUGUAGGCAAGUCUUGCCUGAUCCGCCGCUUCACUGAAGGCCGCUUUGCCCAGGUUUCGGACCCCACUGUGGGGGUGGAUUUCUUCUCCCGCCUGGUGGAGAUCGAGCCCGGGAAACGCAUCAAGCUCCAGAUCUGGGAUACUGCGGGUCAGGAGCGGUUCAGAUCCAUCACUCGGGCCUACUACAGGAACUCAGUAGGUGGUCUUCUUUUAUUUGACAUUACCAACCGCAGGUCCUUCCAGAAUGUCAAUGAAUGGUUAGAAGAGACCAAAGUACAUGUUCAGCCCUACCAAAUUGUAUUUGUUCUGGUGGGUCAUAAGUGUGACCUGGAUACACAGAGGCAAGUGACUCGACAUGAGGCAGAGAAACUGGCUGCUGCAUAUGGUAUGAAGUAUAUUGAAACAUCAGCCCGAGAUGCCAUUAAUGUGGAAAAGGCCUUCACAGACCUGACAAGAGACAUAUAUGAGCUGGUGAAAAGGGGGGAUAUUACAAUCCAGGAGGGCUGGGAAGGGGUGAAGAGUGGAUUUGUACCAAAUGUAGUUCACUCUUCAGAAGAGGUUGUCAAAUCAGAGAGGAGGUGUUUGUGUUAGUCAGGCCUCUGAAUUGCAAAACAUACUUUCCAACCUGAACUUAAAAGCGAUGAAAGCAAAUAGAAUUCCUGUGU
Molecule: messenger RNA, 1002 nt
Organism: Elephantulus edwardii (Cape elephant shrew)
Lineage: Eukaryota; Metazoa; Chordata; Mammalia; Macroscelidea; Macroscelididae
Gene: RAB39B
Product: RAB39B, member RAS oncogene family
Exons: 2
Coding region: 287-928 (213 amino acids)
Biological process (GO): Rab protein signal transduction
Cellular component (GO): Golgi membrane
Molecular function (GO): GTP binding; GTPase activity
Source: RefSeq, a predicted model, not a curated record